AUGCAGAAGAAGAAAGUAUCAUCCGGAGGAGGCAGCCGCAGGCGGAGUGAUAUUAAUCUCUUGAUGGAGCAUGGAAUGAUGACGGAAGUUCUAAUACGUCUGCCGGAGAUCCUCCGCUGCAAGGUCGUAUCCAAGCAGUGGCUGUCUCUAAUUCAAAGCCCUUGUUUUUCAGCGGCUUAUACUUGUCACAAGAUGAAGGAAAUGGCGGUAGCAGACAGCUGCAGCCUGGUCCUGAAUACCAACGGCCGCGAAACAGCCUCAAUCUUGACCAGCCCCAACAUCCACAGCGGCAACCAUAGCAGCCGGCUGAGCAACUUCUCCAUUGAUUUCCUUCCCUACCAAUCCUACGAAGACAGCUUGCAAUACUUUGAGCUGAAGGCUACCGAUAAAUACACCGCCGACCAAAACCUCUUUCAACUAAGCCGUGUUGAACGGAGGAAAGCAUGGGCACGAUAUGACGGCAACUACCAAGGCCUGCCGGUGCCGUUUCAGCUGCCGGAGCCCCACUCGGACCCAAGUCCAGAUACUGGACUCAACUACGAGGACCGCACUGGCCAACGGAGAACCAGGCACCACUACAUAACAGGAGAUAUUGAAAGAUCGUCAAAACUCAAACCGGCGACCAUGAAUGCUCCGCCAUCAUCCACCUCCAAAUCGUCACGUCGACACAAACCCGACCUCUAG
Messenger RNA from Linum trigynum, 684 nucleotides. Lineage: Eukaryota; Viridiplantae; Streptophyta; Magnoliopsida; Malpighiales; Linaceae. The record is from the annotation of a GenBank genome assembly.